Molecule: messenger RNA, 734 nt
Organism: Mytilus trossulus (common blue mussel)
Lineage: Eukaryota; Metazoa; Mollusca; Bivalvia; Mytilida; Mytilidae
Product: heavy metal-binding protein HIP-like
Exons: 2
Coding region: 39-647 (202 amino acids)
Molecular function (GO): protein binding
Source: RefSeq, a predicted model, not a curated record
UUGACACGUUAUAACGUACAGCAGACCACUUGUGUAACAUGGCAUGUAUUCAAGUUGUGAUAUGGCUGUUUGUUGUGCAAUGUUCUGCAGUCUGCUUUGCUAAUUAUGUAUUAAAAGAAGAACCGGAGUAUAAACACACACUCUUAAAAAGAAUUUUAAUGGAAGAAAAUUUUGAAUCUCUAGAGAGCAAAAUCAAUAAUCUGACGCAAAGAGUCGAAGCACUGGAGAAAGAAAAUGCUUUACUCAAACACGCACCAGUUGCCUUUUUGGCAGAGCUCACCAAAAGCGUCACCAGCCAAAACCAGAUAAUCCUUUUUGACAGCGUCAAGCUUAACCUUGGUAACGCCUACUUUAAUGUACAUGGAAACUUUAUCGCUCCUGUAAGUGGCCUGUACCAGUUUUCCGUAACAGCAUGUGCAGCAACAAACCAUUACAUUGUCCUGGAGCUUAUUGUAAACGCCAGAGUUGUUGGAAAAGUAUUGACUGGCGACACCGGAUAUAAUGAGUGUAGUUCUAACUCUUUCUUGGUGCAACUGUCUACUGGCGAUGACGUCUACGUUCAGCAUAAAACCGCGGGAGAUUAUCUUUUAGCAAACCCUGCUGCUGGAUUUCCUACAUUUUCCGGCGUCCUUCUAAAUGUCAUCUAAGACAAAAGAAAUAUGGUUCAGUUGUUAUUCUGAAUAAAUUGAUAUUAUAAAUUGCAAAUGACUAUAACUACGCCAGUUUUAAGUUAU